GGCACCAAUCAGCGCCGGCGGCAGGAACCCGUGCCGAUCGUUGACACCUGUGUGCAGUCCGCCGCUCCUUCUCAAACGGUCUCUGUGGCAAGUUUCCCUGUAUGUGGCAGAAGCUCAAACAGGACGCUGAGGAGCACUGAUGUACAGAGGGAUCUUGGGGUGAAAGAUCCUUAAGAGUGGUAACGCAAGUUGGUGCGGUGAUAAUGAAGGUCUUGAAAUGACUGGAUUAAAUGUUCGGGAGAGGAUGCAGCUAAAAAUGGAGAAAAAAGCCAGGAGGAAAACAGAAGGCAAAUAUUCAGUUCAACAGUUGUUGGAAAAAGUGGUGGAGUACAUGGACAACUUAAAUUAUGAACUGGCACAAAUGUUCUGUCAACGCGCAUUGGACAUGGAGCCCAACAAUUUAACCACACUUGAUAUGAUGGGCAAUAUCUUUGCAGAACUUGGAAACUCAGAGAAAGCAAAAGAAGCUUUUCAAAAAGCUGUUGCUUUGAGCCCUGAUGAAGGUUACUCUAAGUACAUGUACUUGGGUCAGAUUCAUUGUGGGCAAGAAGCAGUACAGUACUUCAAGAAAGGCAUUGAACUUCUGAUUAAAGACUACCAAAGGCAGGAGGAAAUGGCCACUGGAGCAGCUUCCUUUGAUCCUGAUAAUGCUGUGGUGACUCCUCAGAACAUCUCCACAGCAUUUUGUUCGCUGGCAGAGAUCUUCCUUACUGACCUCUGUUCAGAGGAAGAUGCUUCAACUAAGUGCCAAGAAGCUUUGGGAAAUGCUUUGGCAUAUGAUCCGGAAAACCCUGAAGCCUUGCAAUUGAUGGCUAGUUAUCUUUUCAGUACUGAACAGCAACAGGAAGGGAAAACAUACCUGAUGAAAAGCCUUAAACAAUGGCUACCCAGUUUUCAGAGAGCAGAGUCAGCAAUACCUCACGACAGCAAUGAUCUAGAUCCAUUACAGAAUUUGUUUCCUCCUUAUGAAUCCAGAAUAACUGCAGCAAAGCUGUUGAUAGAAGUUGAAGAAUAUGAGACCGCCACUGAAGUACUAGAAGGACUUUUGGAUGAAGAUGAUGAAGUUGUCCAGGUCUGGUAUCUACUGGGUUGGGUUUGUUACCUUCAAUCAGAGAAGCCCAAUGAGGAUGUGUCUUUCAAGGACUCUGCCAGAACAUACCUAACAAAAACCAAAAAGCUUUACAUGAAGGUGAAAUGUGAUGAUACCUCCCUGCUGGUUCACACAGAGCAGUUGCUGGAGGAGCUGGGACCCAGUGAAGACCUGGACUUGUCAGACAGUGAGAAACUUCCCAUUGAGAACAUCGAGGAUGACUUUGUAGAGACCAGUGAGGAUGAGGAAAUGCAACAGGAAUAAUUCAAUAAACAUUUCUGACUACUUUUACCCAAAAAUGGCAAGUAAAGGAACCCUUUUCUAAAGAAGUUACAUUUUAUGAGUGAGAGGCAGAGUCCCUGUUACCACAUGUUGCUGUGGAUAUAUUCCUGGCACUGAACUUGGAGCAAGCUAUCUGUACAUUUGACUUAAUUUGAGAAUUCUUAAAAAAAAGUUUAUUGCUUUAAGAACUGGAAACUUCAAAUAAAAAUUCUGUGAACAUAUAAAACCCAAGACAUUCCAACAGUAUUUUGUAUAAAUUUCACUGCUGAUGCAGGCCAGGUAUUGGCAACGUUAACAAUAUGGUGUCUUCAGCGUUGCAUCUUAUGCUUGUGUCACCGAUGGGAUUUUGUCUGUCAUUACAGAACCGAUUUAAAAUGAGAUACGAGUAUUCUGGGGUACUGUAUUCGCUCCUGUAAAAUUAUCUUAAAAAUGAUGAUGGGGGGGGGUUGGGCAGAAUUGAAACAAAAAGUUAAAUACUGCAUCUGCAACAAAACACAAAUUGCUGAAAAUUGCUACGUAUAUGAAGAAUUGACUUUUGAUGGAGUUUGUGAUUAAAAAAGAGCUCUACCCCAUGACCAUUUUAUAGAACAGCUGUGUUCUUCCACAAUGGUCAUUUCCAGUUUCCAGUUGUAUGUUAUUUUAACUCUUCCACCUCCCUUCCACACUGACCUGUCUGUCCUCAACUUCCUUCAUUACUAUAGAGAGACUGAAUGUAAAUGUGAAGAACAAGUAUCACCAAUUCUGCUGAGGUUGCUUACAUUCCAAUUGUACUCAUAAUGAAUUUUCCAAUUCCAGGCAACCCACAAUCCCAGUGUUCUCUUCUCGCAAACACUUGACUGUCUACCUAGUUUUCUUCUCCCAUUGUUCAUUUGUCUCAUCAUUUCUUCUCUUCACCUAGUGCUCUCUGCCCAUAAUCCAUCUGUUACUAGCCCUGUGUCCCAUCCUCCUAUGUACGACUAUAUACCGGGAAUCUUUUCUGUUCCCUCUCAAUACUAAUGCAGAGAUUCAAGCCAGAACUUUAACUUACACAUUUUGCCUCCACAGAUGCUAAUUGAUCUGCUGAGUUCUUCCAGCAUUUUGUUUCCCUUCUAGAUUCUAGUCUCUUUUGUCUUCAGUCUCCAACUUGUCUGUGGUUGCGUCCUGCUGAGGAGUUUCAACCCGAAACAUCAGCUCUCCUCUUUGCCACAGAUGCUGCCUGGCCUGCUGAGUUCCUCCAGUAUUUUGUGUGUUACUUGGAUUUCCAGCAUCUGCAGAUUUUCUCUUGUUUGUGUUUAGUUUGUCCUAUCUUGUUUUAAUCUUGAUGGAUUUGCUUGGUAUUUAAGCAUUUGGCCGCAUUGAAGUUUUUGGUUAAACUCAAUUAAUAAUUUAUCAAAUAAUAAUAAAAUAACAUGAGUCUAUAAAUCAAAAUUCACAGACUGCUUUAUAAUUUAAAACACGAGAAAUUCUGCAGAAGCUGGAAAUCUAGAAGAAUGCCGGAGGAACUCAGCAGAUCAGGCCACAUCUAAGGAGAGAAAUUAACAGUCAACAUUUUGGGCCAAGACCCUUCAUCAGGACUGAAAAGGAAGUGGGGAAAAGCUAGAGUAAAAAAGUGGGGGAAAGGGAGGUAGAGUACAAGUUGGCAGGUGAAUUAGGCGUGUUCAUAUCAAAACAAACAUCUAAU
Molecule: messenger RNA, 3032 nt
Organism: Hypanus sabinus (Atlantic stingray)
Lineage: Eukaryota; Metazoa; Chordata; Chondrichthyes; Myliobatiformes; Dasyatidae
Exons: 11
Coding region: 218-1354 (378 amino acids)
Biological process (GO): cell division
Molecular function (GO): protein binding
Source: RefSeq, a predicted model, not a curated record